AUGUUUUUUUCCGGCGUCAAAAAUGAUAUUCAUAUCAUUAAUCCUUAUUCGGUUGUGACACAGCCGAAAACUACCAAAGGUAAGACAAUUUCAAAUUUCGCAUUUGAUAUAUCUUGAUUAAAGGACCUCGUUCAUGUCCCGGAGCGCCAAUGGAAAGUGAUUACAAUUUUAAUCGCAAAAAUUUCGACGGUGGCUCCCAAGCUAACUACAGUUCGCGUUACGAGAAUGUUAUGGGACCUAGAAAAAGAGGUUCUUUCUCCACGUAAGUUUCUCUUCUGGUCGAAAAAAGUUUUGAAUUACUUAUUUUUUAUAUAUCAGUUGGUUAGUUCUCCAGAUCUGAUUGUUAAAUUUUGCUAAAGUUGUUUUGAAGCUUUGAUGUUAUUUUUCAAAAUUCAUCGUUUAUUUUUUUUAAGACAUAAAAUUUUUAUCUUUUCUUUUUUAAGACAUAGAAUUUUGCGAUUUUCAGAAUGGAACGGUCCGAAAAUAGAUCCGAUCGGAGUCCUACAGACUUUGGAAACCGACAGUACAAGAAUAUCAUAUCUACAAGUCAAGCUUACGAUCAUUACGACAACUACGAAUCAGACGACGACGAAAUUCACGAAGCUCGCGCCAGAAUCCAACAUGUCAGUUUUUUAAAAUCCUUUUUUUGAAAGAAAAUAUAAUCAAAAAAUGUUUCAGUUGGAAAGUAAGAUGCAACGGAUGCAAAGACGGUGGUUUGAGGAACGCGCCGUCAUGUCCCAGCAACUUGAGCACGCCCAGGACGAAUGCUUCCGUUUGAAGUCAGUUCCACUUUUUUUUUUUCUCUAACAAGGAAGGUUUCGCUUCGUGAAUACCUGAAGUUUGGCCAAUUAUGUACCGAAGAUAUUUUCUUAAAUUCGUAGCCUGCAAAUUUUCCUCUUUAACUUUUAAAGGUUUUUUUUUUGAUAUCUGGGAAGUUUUGCUGUCAUUUUGAUACAUUAACAUGACAAUUUUCUUUUCUUCAACUUUUUCUGUUGUUUUUUUUUCUCAUCUACAAAUUUUUUUCAUCCUUUUUUCCCUUUAAAUUUUUUUGAUUAAGCAUGUCGUUGUUAAAAAAAGGCUCCAGUUAGGGCUUUCUUUCAAAAAUUUAUGUAAAUUCACCACGCUUUUAUAUUAAGAAUAUGUAAUUAUUCGUCAAAUUUCCUUAUUUUAAAGUUUUUUUAAACCGCCUCUCAAAAAUGGAAAUCGAAAGAAAAAAACAAAUCUUUGAAUUUUUUUAAUUUUUUUAAAAAUUUUUUUCGAUAUAAUUAUACACGGUAGAUCUUAAAAAAACAAAAUCUUUUAAAUUCUUUUUUUCAAUUUUUAAAAAAAUUUUUAAAGCUAUCUCGAGUUGAACUUUUUGUUUAAAAAUCUCGUCGCGAGUAGUUUCCUUUAUCUUCUUUUUUUAAAUUACCAACUGUUGUUUUAUUUUUUUCAAAUAUGAAUUAAAUUAGCGUGUUUUUUUCAGUAAGUUAAAAAAACUCAAAACAGCUGUUUUCAGUUUUUCUUCCACGAAAGAGCGGUUUUUUUCAGGAAAAUGUACGACCGAGUCCAACGAUCUCACGGACACUUGAAAGUCCAGAUGGAAAAAGAAAAAAUGAUCAAUAGCAACAUAAUGAAGAUGCUCCAAGAAGCGAAUCAAAGGAUCGUGAGUUUGCAUUUUUAUUUUCUUGACUUUUUCGAGGGGUAAAUCUUUGUCAUUUCAUAUGGUGUUCUCAAUUUUCAUAUUUUUUGAAAAAAAAAAUUGAUAAGCGUCCUUUCUAGAAAGCUCUCCAUGGCUGCGAAAUUGCAUUUUUGAAUUUUGAAAUGAGCGCUAUGAAAAUUGGAGGCGACUUUGUUUUCAAAAAUUUUUUCAGCUAUUUCUAGCGCUCAAAAUAUGAAUUUAAUCUGACAAGAGAGGCGUUUCAAUUUGCGGUUGGGAAUUCUUGAAAAUUGGCGGAAACACUCUUUGAUGUCCUUAAAGUUUUAGCCUGCACAAAUCCCGGGUUCUUGACAAACGGAGGCUCAAAUCGGCUUAAUUUAACGGAUUUAGAGGGUUUCUUUGACUUCGAGGUGUUCUUUCUCAAAAACUUGGAAGUUGUAUAGGUUGAGACUUACAGGUUCUUCUUUUGGUACCUCAAAGAGUAUCUUGGCCAAUUUUCCGGAAAAUCCCAAUCGCAAAAUUAGGAUAUUUAGGUACCAUGCAAAGAAAAUUGUUUAGGACUCUGUUCAACUAUCUCGUUUAUAUUUACUUCUGCUUUUUUCUAUUCACGCCUUAGGAACCUGUCGAUUUCAGUUGAUCUGGUUGUAGGAGAUCCUCGAGUCGGGCAAUGAGAGCGGAAACACGAGCUCGCUGCUGUGUCCCUAUGGCCAGACGCUUCUCGGCGAAACGAAAGGGGCCGGAGAGGCGCUGGCUCUUCAGGAAGAUCCGCAGCCGUCGGCCUUCUUCCCCGACACCGCCUGUCUCAUCAGCCAGGGCACCACGGCCAUCAAGGACGACCUCGACAGUCAGGACGAGGUCUCUUUUCCCCUCCUUCUUAGUAUCUCUUCUCUUCACAGGUGCGUAUAUUUCGGACCGUCGAGAGCGGAAUCUCAUCGCCUCUGACCAUGGAAACGGCUCGGAGAACCGACUCUCCUUUGGAUUUGGCGUCGUUCAACAUUGAUGUCGUCCUCACGCACAAAGUGACGCCUACGAGGUUGUCCAAUUAGUUAUUCUCAUUCUGAAAGAAGUAGAAUCGAAGAAAAUGCAUUUGUCAAUUUUUUUUUUUAUGAAUCUUCGUUUCCCUAUACAAAAAUAGAACGAGCUUCCGAAAAAAAAGACUCAAAUAAACUGAAGGGUUCUUUUCUGUACUGAAUAGGGAAUUUCCAGAGACGCUCCAGCUCUAUUUUUUGAAUAUUACAUAAAGAAAAUACAUCAAUCAUUAAUCAAGAAGUUUAGCGAAAAUUUGGCGAACAAGGUAUUGUAUUUAUGUGGAAGAGCCCUAUAAUAUAUAUGAGCGGAGAGAAAACUGAGCAGAUAAUACAUCAAUAAAUUAAUAAGGGUAGGAAAUUUCAAGCCGAAAUUUUCGAGCGAAAGAUUGGAGGAGAAAAAAAAAAGAAAAAAAGUUUUAAGCUUUUUUUUUGUAGAUCACAUUCGGAUUCGGAUAUCUUCAAUUCCGUUCUGCGGGAUAAUUCUGAGGCAACAUCUGUCGAAGAGGAACCUGUUAUACAGAAACUUUGGAAGGUUUUGGGGUUUUUUUUGAAGUUUAGCUAGUUUCACGUAAAACGUGUCAGAGCAGCCGAGAUAACUUUUUUUCCUUUUUUUGAGUGUUUUGAAAACUGAAAAAGUAGUUUUUUUAAUCUUUAAUUUUUGAACCGUUUGGUCUUUCAAAAAAAUAUUUAGAUUUCUAACAUUUUUUUGCAAAAAAAUCUUAAAGUUAAAGUUCAGGAGAGCCAUUUGAAAAUACUGAGGAAAGAAAAAGUUUUUUUAAAGAGAUCAAUCCUUGAAAAUUUAACAUCAAAAAAACUAGGAUUUUUUUAUGUAAUAUUCUCCUUUUUUUAUUCCUAAUGAUUUGAGCGAAAAUGAAUUAUUUUUAAGGGUACUCUAUAAAAGUGUAGCUUCAAAAUUUCAGUUUGAGAUUAUUUAGUUCACCAAGGUGAUCAAAACCAGUGCUCAAAUCCUUUUUUCUUGUCUUCUCUGGAAAAGGAUCAUUUUACCCUAGAUUUUAUACUGAAUAUAAUUUUGAAUCUCACACACAAAAUAAAUUUUUCGUUUAUGGAAUGUAAAGAAAAUUGUUGAAGCUGCCUCAGAAGUGAUUUGGCUUGAAAAAAAAGUCGGGUUUUUCAGCCCAGCGCUGUGGAGCAAAUCGUCGAGGAAGAGUCGUCUUCUGAGGAUGAAGUCGUGAGUUUGAUAGAGCGGCAGCUUCGAAAGCGGGGGGAUCUCGUGAAAUUCAACCCUCCGCGCCAAGCUAUUCAUCCACGCCACUUCAGAAGGUGUUGUCUGAUCCGAGAAUCCCACUAACGAAUUCUUUAUAGAUUCGGUAAAAUGGAACGGACGGCUUUGGCAGAGUUCGAGUACCUCGAAGAUAUUUCCACCGACGUCAGCGGGAUGCUCUCGAGCCCUGAGGUCAACCAACACUACAAGGCGGCCACCCUCCCUCGUGUUUAG
Messenger RNA from Caenorhabditis auriculariae, 4123 nucleotides. Lineage: Eukaryota; Metazoa; Nematoda; Chromadorea; Rhabditida; Rhabditidae. The record is from the annotation of a GenBank genome assembly.